Oldenlandia corymbosa var. corymbosa is the source of this 3286-nucleotide messenger RNA. Lineage: Eukaryota; Viridiplantae; Streptophyta; Magnoliopsida; Gentianales; Rubiaceae. The record is from the annotation of a GenBank genome assembly.
CCAAAAUCAAAAUAGCUUAUUAAGAACAGCAAAAUGUAAUAAAUAUCUAAAAGUGAAUAAAUAAAAGUAUACAAAUAAGAACAAAUCUUAUACGCGUUGAUUUCCCUUUCCCAAUCCGACGUAAAUGUUAUUUGUUCAUCCAUUCCAACGUAAAGUCUAAACCCACCCCCCCGAUUGCUUCCUACCUAAUCCAUCCUCCCUCUACUCCUUUCGAUUUCAUUAUUCGGAGAUCUGUUCUUGUUUGCCUGUAUUUGUAGAAUUUCUGCGAUUAUUGGAAAAGGGUUUUAUAAUAUCAUCGGAUCUUAAUCUCUCUUCAAUCUUCAUCGUCUUCGAUUACCAUGAGUUUCCUCUUCGGCAAGAAAAAAACUCCCGCAGGUUUGUUUUAUCAUUUUGUUGUUACUGUAAUUCCUAUUUCAUCAGUUACUCUCGUGCAUGAUUCCUGCUGUUUGAUGAUUGGGUUGUCUCGAAUCCAGAAUAUUUUGUAAUUUAAUUCCUUUGUUUUCUAUGUGAUCAAGUUUCUUUCGAUCGGGAUGGUUAGGUUUAUAAUUGUUUCGAUUUUGUUGGGACUUAGCAUUCCAGUUCAAUUUCUGUAUUGAUCAAGGAUGUUCGGAAAAAGGGAAAAAAAAAAAAAAGCAAGAUUGUUUUCGGAUUCUCGAUGAUUUUUUAUUUUAACCAAACAAGUUCAGUUGAGGGUUAAUGUUAUGUUCGUAGCAAUUGAAGGAAUUGGUCUUACUCCUGCUCCUUAACUUAGGCCUGGGGGUCAUUUUGGCUGCAUAAGCUUUGUAUUUGCCCAUUAAUGAUAGUCCCUUGGUUCAUGUUUGGGGCAAGUGUUAAUUGGUCCUGUUUUGGGCUAGUUCUUAUUUCUUUCCUAAUCAGCACUAUCAUUUUUAUUUACAGAGCUCUUGCGGGAGAAUAAACGGAUGCUUGAUCGUUCUAUUCGAGAUAUAGAAAGGGAGAGACAAGGUUUACAAACACAGGAGAAAAAACUCAUUGCUGAGAUCAAGAAAAGUGCAAAGCAAGGGCAAAUGGUUUGUGCACUCUCUCUUAGUUGUCUGUAGUUUUGUAAUUAGCUUGUUAACUCUUUUCCACGCUAACAAUGUUGUUUCAUAUAUGAUGUCUCUUUAAUUUUCUCGUUAAUUUAGGAGCUUGAUCUAAGUUCCUUGCUCCUUUGAGUCAUUCGUUUUCUAGAAGUAGUUUGUAGUCUUUGUGUGAUUCUUACUGUGGACCUGUCGAUGUCGUGUUCUGGGAAUCCUCUGAAUUCUCCUGGUUAUGCUUCUUUUCUAGUUUGUGACCUUGGGCCGAAAUCAAAUUCACAUAUGUAGAUGGUGUUGCAUGCACGUGAUCAUUGUGUGCCUCUUGUUUUGCCGGUUAACAUCUCAGUUAUAGAUUUACUGGUGUGGAUUCUUGUUACUGCAAUAGAACAUGAACUGUUUUUAGUUGCAGUUCUAAAAUUUGUCUUAAUAUGGAUUCAUUCUGUUCUAGGGAGCUGUCCGGGUAAUGGCAAAAGAUCUUAUCAGGACUAGACAUCAGAUUGAAAAAUUUUAUAAACUCAAAUCUCAGCUUCAAGGAGUAUCCCUUAGAAUUCAGACUUUGAAAUCCACACAAGCAAUGGGAGAGGCAAUGAAAGGAGUCACUAAGGCUAUGGGCCAGAUGAAUAGACAGAUGAACUUGCCUGCAUUGCAGAAAAUAAUGCAGGAAUUUGAAAAACAGAAUGAGAAGAUGGAAAUGGUGAGUGAGGUGAUGGGUGAUGCCAUCGACGAUGCUCUUGAAGGGGACGAGGAAGAGGAAGAAACUGAAGAUCUGGUUAACCAGGUCCUUGAUGAGAUUGGCAUUGACAUCAAUUCUGAGCUUGUGAAUGCACCCUCAUCAGCCGUGGCUGCUCCAGCUGCAAAGACUAAGGUUCCCCAGGCAGAGUCAGCUGCAAAUGACGACAACGGCAUAGAUAGUGAAUUACAAGCUAGGUUAGAUAAUUUGAGGAAAAUGUAACUCUGCUGUAAAGAUAUGAAGAAAACAUCCUGCAUGGCUGUGUAAUUAAUGCUUAUGAUCACGUCUUUGACCUCGGAUGUCGAAUAAGAAUUUUAUGGAAGCACAUUUGUAUCUUUUUGACCUUAUUAGUCUGGAAUUGAUGGAAUUUUUCGCUCUUGACAUGUCAGUAUAUCUGUACCUUGAUAAGAAUCAAAUGCAAGAGGUUUGCUUUGUAAUCAUAAGAGUACUUUGACAGGCACAUUUGGUAAACAUUUACAUUCAUUGAUUCACACACAUCAAUCCAAAAACAAGAAGAAACUCAGACUAUACAGAAAUCACGCACCAAUGAACAACCCAAUAAAGCACAAAAAGCUUUAUUCUACAAAGUACAAGAAGAGGAACUGCUAAAUGGAGAAGCCAGCCAGCAAUCCUUCGCCGGUAGUUCUGGGAAUUGGAACUCUCGGCAACGGCGAGGUGACAACCCUGUUCAGAGACGGCGGCGGGUCGACCGGAGAACGACACAGUGGACAAUCCAGAUGAGAAUACAGCCACAUAUCAAUACAGGGAGCAUGAAAGGAGUGUUUACACCUCGGCAACUGCUUCAAUUCUUCAUCCUCUUCAAAAACUGACAAACAAACAGCACAUUCAUAUUCAUUAUAAUUAGCUCCAACAACAACAACAUCCUUUGAUAAUGACGAAGAUGAUGAAGACCCUUCUUUCUUGUACUUAAAACUCGAGAUCAAAAGCGCGUUCGAAUUGUCAAAACUCAUACUUGAUGCUCCUCCUCUGGCCUCGUCACGGCCGGAGGAGGGCCGGUCUGCCGCCGGCCGAGUGUAAUUGGAGCACCAUCUUAAUAUGAUCAAGUUGUAAAUCACCAGCACUAUUCCGGCCGUUCCGACAACCACCAAACCGUAGUACAACACCGGCAUAUGACUCUGUUUCGACGGAGGCGGCGGCGGCGGAACAUAGGGAAAUGGGGAAAAUCCCAUGGCUAUAAACGUACGUCCAAUUGCUGAUAGUGGGUUUUUUUUUGUGUGUGUGGUUAAACUAACAGUAACAGUGGAUAAUUAUAUAGCAAUUAACGACGUGACGGCUAAGGGAUUAUGGGAAAGAUUCUGAUUUUGUGAGUUGUCAAUGAAAUUGGUGAUGAUGAAACUCAUCAUGUUGCAGGUGAAUGACAAAACUAUCAACAUCAAACAGAGAAUGAGAUGAUUAUUGGGAAAAAAUAACAGGAAUUUGUAUAUUAUAUUCUCUGUCUUUGUUGUUGUUUUGGUUGGCUGGUAUUUGGGUAUAAUUUCGUUUUUGGAGUCAAAAGUUUCUC